AUGUGGUGGGGCAUCCUCAGUUUGCUGUCCUGGGUCCCGUUGCAAGCAGCCUUUCUGACCCUGGAAACCAUCACGGUGGAGGAAGGCCAGACACUCACACUAAAAUGUUCAACUUCUCUGACCCAGAAUGCCUCUCUCCAGUGGCUGGCCCCUUCCGGGUUUACCAUUUUUUUUAAUCAGCAUCCUGCUUUAAAAAGUUCCAAAUACCAGCUUCUUCACCACUCGACCACACAGCUCUCCAUCAGUGUGCCCAAUGUAACGCUGCAAGAUGAAGGCAUGUAUAAGUGCUUGCAUUAUGGAAGUUCCGUGAGGACAAAGCAAGUGAGAGUGAUUGUGUUAGUGACUCCUUUCAAGCCGACUGUGGAAGCUUUGGUUCUCAGAAGGCAGAACGGUGAAAAACAUGUUGUACUGAAAUGCUCCACAGAGAGGAGCAAGCCCCCUCCACAAAUCACCUGGCUGCUGGGAAGUGGUAUGGAGAUCUAUGGCGGACUCCACCAUGAGUUUGAAACUGACGGGAAAACCUCUAACACCACCAGCACGCUCAUAGUCCACUCGUACGGCAAAAACUCAACAGUGCACUGCAUUAUCCGACACAGGGGCCUGCAAGGAAGGAAGCUGGUUGCCCCCUUCCGGCUUGAAGACUUGGCUGCAGAUCAAGAAACAGCUUCAGAUGCUCCGGAGCAGAGCUCUCUCUCAUCUCAAGCCCCUCAGCAGCCCACGAGUAUGGUCUCAAUGAUGGGAAACUCCAGUAUACAAGAGACUGACGAGGAAGAGGAAGAACAUGCCACUCAAGACCCUGACUUGGCCACUGAAGCCAGUGCUCAGCACAUAGGCCUGGAGAAGAGGAAGAGUGGUAUCCUGCUGCUCAUACUGGUGUCCUUCCUCAUUUUCAUCCUCUUCAUCAUUGUUCAGCUCUUCAUCAUGAAGCUCCGUAAAGCACACAUGAUAUGGAAGAAGGAAAGUGAAAUUUCAGAGCAAACUCUAGAAAGUUACAGGUCAAGAUCCAACAAUGAGGAAACAUCUUCCCAAGAGAAUAAGAGCCGGACUUCUCAGUCUAAGCGUUGUAUGAGCUACAUCACUCGGUUAUACUCAGGAGCCAGAACAAAGAGGAAGGAGAAGGCGCAGCAUUGGAAACUGGAAGGCAAGAACAGUCGUGUCCCAGAGAGUAUCGUUUAA
Messenger RNA from Onychomys torridus (southern grasshopper mouse), 1176 nucleotides. RefSeq names its product cytotoxic and regulatory T cell molecule (gene Crtam). Gene Ontology annotation, biological process: detection of tumor cell; cell recognition; positive regulation of natural killer cell mediated cytotoxicity directed against tumor cell target. Lineage: Eukaryota; Metazoa; Chordata; Mammalia; Rodentia; Cricetidae. The transcript is spliced from 10 exons. Bases 1 to 1176 code for a protein of 391 amino acids. Gene Ontology annotation, molecular function: signaling receptor binding. Gene Ontology annotation, cellular component: plasma membrane. The record is from RefSeq and is a predicted model, not a curated record.